GUCAUUAAUGUUAGUUUGGUAUUUAUGGCAGCUUUUAUUUUUAUUGUUUUCUUUGCAAGAACAAUUGAAGUUCUUUUGGCCGGCCAAAUAUUAUGUGGGAUUCCAUGGGGUGUAUUUGCGACUAUUGGUAUUUCAUACGCUUCCGAAAUAGUUCCCCUUCAAUUGAGAGGAUAUUUAACAGCUAUUAUCAACUUAUAUUGGGCAACUGGACAAUUUGUUGCUGCUGGAGUAUUACAGGGUCUAGUUAAUACUCAAACUAAAUAUUCUUACAAGAUUCCUUACGCAUUACAAUGGAUGUGGGUAGUGCCUUUAUUUAUAUUGACUCUCUUCGCUCCUGAUUCUCCUUAUUAUUUAAUUAGAAAAGGGAGAUUUGAAGACGCUGAAAAAUCAAUUAGAAGAUUAAGCUCCAAGAGAAUUGCUCAUACCGCAAAGGAUAGACUUGCAUUAAUGAUUUAUACUAAUAGUCUUGAAAGAGAACACGAUAGAAUAAAUAACGAAGAAAGUGGUGGUUGGAAAGGUUAUAUUCAAUGUUUCAAAGGAGUUAAUUUAAGGAGAACUGAAAUCAUGUGCCUUUCACUUGCUGGUCAAGUACUAGCAGGCUCUACAUUUGCUUAUUCUCCAAGUUAUUUCUUCUCACAAGCCGGUCUUAAUAGUAAAAAUACAUAUAAAUUAAAUCUUGGAACUACUGGCAUUGCUUGGUCAGGGACAGUUUGUUCUUGGUUCUUAUUAUCAAGAUUUGGCAGAAGAACUAUUUAUGUAACUGGAUACUUUUUCUUAGUGUUAUUCUUAUUCUUAAUUGGGAUUUUAGCAAGACCCGCUGAAAAUAACUCAGCAGUGAAAUGGGCUCAAGCUGCGAUUACAAUGUUAUGGGUUAGCACUUAUGCUUUGACAAUCGGUCCUCUUGCUUUUACAAUAACAGCAGAGACUUCUGCUACUAGAAUUAGAUCACAGUCAAUUGCACUUGCUAGAAAUGCUUAUAAUAUAGCUUCAUUGGUUUCAAAUGUUGUUGAACCAUAUCUCUUGAAUCCUAAUGAGGCUGAUCUAAAAGGAAAAACUGCAUUUAUUUGGUUCGCUACUGCUUUUCCUACAUUGAUUUGGUGUUAUUUUAGAUUACCCGAAACAAAAGACAGAACUUACGAAGAAUUAGAUUUGUUAUUUGAAAAGAAGAUCCCUGCAAGACAAUUUGCUUCAUACGAUCUUGAUUCAGAUAUGAAAAAUAAAAAUAAUAAACUCUAAUUUAAAAUGUACAAGAAAAUAGUUACGUGUGUUAUUGAAUCGAUAACUGUUAAUUAAAAUAAG
Scheffersomyces amazonensis is the source of this 1299-nucleotide messenger RNA. RefSeq names its product maltose permease. Gene Ontology annotation, cellular component: membrane. Gene Ontology annotation, molecular function: carbohydrate:proton symporter activity. The record is from RefSeq and is a predicted model, not a curated record. Gene Ontology annotation, biological process: carbohydrate transport; transmembrane transport. Lineage: Eukaryota; Fungi; Ascomycota; Pichiomycetes; Serinales; Debaryomycetaceae. Bases 25 to 1236 code for a protein of 403 amino acids. The transcript has a single exon.